UGACGGGGGUCCUAGCGGUGGAGUCGUGCGGGGAGCAGAGUGUUUACAAAUUGAGUUUGGAAAAAUGCCAGCUGAACGUAAGAAGCUGUCAAGCAUGGAGGAGAGAGAUUCUGUUAAAGACUCUAGUGAGAAAAGGCCAACAAGUAGCAGAGAGAGAGUCAAAGAUGAGAAGUCAGGCAGCAAAAGAGACCAAUCAAAGGUCACUGAGGAGAAGAAAAAGAAACCCGAUGAUGAACGACGCAAGAAAGAGGAUAAGGAUGUUAGAAAGAAAGAGGAUGCUAUAGCGAAAAUUGAGGAAGAAGAAAAGCAAGUGCAAGAUGAAGAGAAGAAGGCGGCUGAUGAUCAAGAAGCUGCUGCAAACCAGUUAAAAGAGAAAGAAGAAGCACAUCAGCUGCACCAGGAAGCCUGGGAGCGUCACCUGGCCAGGAAAGAGCUUCGCAGCAAGAAUCAAAACGCUCCUGAACAACGACCUGAAGAACACUUCUUUAGCAAACUGGACUCCAGCCUCAAGAAAAACACUGCCUUUGUGAAGAAGCUUAAGACCAUUACUGAGCAGCAAAGAGAUGCGUUAUCUCAUGAUUUCAAUGGCCUUAACCUAAGCAAAUACAUAGCGGAAGCCGCCGCUUCCGUAGUUGAAGCGAAGCUUAAAAUUUCUGACGUUAACUGUGCAGUCCAUUUGUGUUCUCUGUUUCACCAGCGGUAUGCAGAUUUUGCUCAGUCUCUCCUUCAGGUAUGGAAGAAGCAUUUUGAGGCUCGGAAAGAAGAUAAAACGCCCAAUAUAACUAAACUUCGAACAGAUUUGCGCUUCAUUGCCGAGUUAACGAUUAUUGGGAUCUUCACGGACAAAGAAGGCCUCUCUUUAAUCUACGAGCAGCUGAAGAAUAUCAUUAAUGCCGAUCGGGAGUCUCAUACUCAUGUGUCAGUAGUCAUCAGUUUCUGCCGUCACUGCGGUGAUGAUAUCGCAGGCUUAGUUCCCAGAAAAGUUAAGCAUGCAUCUGAGAAAUUUGGUCUGAACUUUCCCCCAAGUGAGAUCAUAACCCCAGAGAAACAACAGCCUUUCCAGAAUGUGUUGAAGGAAUACUUCACUUCCCUGACAAAGCAUCUAAAAAGGGACCACCGAGAGCUGCAAAACAUAGAGCGCCAGAACAGGCGCAUCCUUCAUACCAAGGGGGAACUGAGUGAAGACAGACACAAGCAAUAUGAAGAAUUUGCAACAUCUUAUCAGAAAUUAUUGUCGAAUUCCCAGUCCCUCGCUGAUCUCCUGGAUGAAAAUAUGCCUGAGCUUCCUCAAGACAAGCCUGUAACAGAAGAACACGGGCCCGGUAUUGAUAUAUUCACACCUGGAAAGCCUGGUGAUUAUGACUUAGAAGGAGGCAUAUGGGAAGAUGAAGAUGCUCGCAACUUCUAUGAAAACAUGAUUGACCUUAAAGCAUUUGUCCCUGCCAUUCUGUUCAAGGACAAUGAAAAAAGCGCUCAAGGCAAGGACCUUGGAAAAGAUGAGUUAAAAGAUUCCAAAGACUGUAAAGAGAGUGAAGUGCCUACAACAGAAGAAUUAGAACUGGAAUUGGAGGCUUUGGAUAUAAAUGAUGAUCCCAUGGAGCUAGAAGGUAUAGAGGAAACUGAAGACUUAACUAAAAAACUCCUCGAUGAACAAGAGCAAGAAGAUGAAGAAGCAAGCACUGGCUCUCACUUGAAGCUCAUAGUGGAUGCAUUUAUACAGCAGUUGCCUAACUGUGUCAAUCGGGAUCUGAUAGAUAAGGCUGCAAUGGAUUUCUGCAUGAAUAUGAACACCAAAGCAAACCGAAGGAAACUGGUUCGAGCGCUUUUUAUUGUUCCUAGACAAAGAUUGGAUCUGUUGCCAUUUUAUGCCCGAUUGGUUGCUACAUUGCACCCAUGUAUGUCGGAUGUGGCAGAAGACCUUUGUUCUAUGUUAAAAGGGGACUUUAGAUUCCAUGUAAGGAAAAAGGAUCAGAUAAAUAUUGAAACGAAGAACAAAACCGUGAGAUUCAUUGGAGAGCUUACCAAGUUUAAAAUGUUCAGUAAAACAGACACUCUGCAUUGUUUAAAGAUGCUGUUGUCAGACUUUUCACAUCACCACAUUGAGAUGGCCUGCACCCUGCUUGAAACCUGUGGACGGUUCCUCUUCAGGUCUCCAGACUCGCACUUGCGUACCAGUGUUCUGUUGGAACAAAUGAUGCGCAAGAAGCAAGCCAUGCACUUGGAUGCAAGAUAUGUAACAAUGGUGGAAAAUGCCUACUAUUAUUGCAACCCACCCCCUGCUGAAAAGACUGUGAGAAAGAAGCGACCACCUCUGCAAGAAUACAUUCGAAAGUUGCUGUAUAAGGACCUCUCCAAGGUCACAACUGAGAAGGUCUUACGGCAGAUGAGGAAGUUGUCUUGGCAGGAUCCUGAGGUGAAAGAAUAUGUCAUCUGCAGCAUGAUCAACAUUUGGAAUGUGAAAUACAACAGCAUCCAUUGUGUGGCUAACCUCUUGGCAGGCUUGGUGCUUUAUCAGGAGGAUGUUGGAAUUCAUGUGGUAGAUGGUGUGCUGGAAGAUAUACGUCUAGGGAUGGAGGUAAAUCAGCCAAAGUUUAACCAGCGCCGGAUAAGCAGUGCAAAAUUUCUUGGAGAACUUUAUAACUAUAGAAUGGUUGAAUCUGCAGUUAUUUUCCGCAUACUUUUUUCCUUCAUAUCGUUUGGUGUGAACUGCGAUGGUACUGCCAGUCCUCUCGAUCCUCCUGAGCACUUAUUUCGCAUUCGAUUAGUCUGCACCAUUCUUGAUACCUGUGGGCAGUACUUUGACCGAGGCUCUAGCAAACGCAAACUUGAUUGCUUCCUGGUUUAUUUUCAGCGUUAUGUCUGGUGGAAAAAAGGUCUGGAUGUGUGGACUAAAGAUUACCCAUUCCCUAUAGACAUUGAUUAUAUGAUUAGUGACACACUGGAGCUGCUGAGACCAAAGAUGAAGUUGUGUAACUCGCAAAGUGAAGCAAUGCGGCAAGUGCUAGAUUUGGAGCGAGAGUUUCUUGUAAAACUAGGUCUUGUGACUGACAAGGAUUCAAAACAUUCCUUGACUGAAGGGGAUGCACUGGAGGACGAGGAUGAUGAAGAAGAGGAAGAAGCUGGGGCAGAGACUGAAGAACAGUCUGGGAAUGAAAGUGAAAUGAACGAACCUGAAGAAGAUGAUGCUUCUGAAAAUGAAGAAGAUGAAAGAGAGGAAGAAGAGGAGGAAAACACCGAUUACAUGACUGACUCAAACAAGGAAAAUGAAACUGAUGAAGAAAACACUGAGGUGACGAUGAAAGGAGGUGGGAUCAAGCAUGUUCCCUGUGCAGAAGAUGAAGACUUCAUUCAGGCUCUAGAUAAGAUGAUGCUGGAAAACCUUCAACAACGCAGCGGAGAGUCUGUGAAAGUACAUCAGCUGGAUGUUGCCAUUCCCUUGCAUCUGAAGAGCCAGCUGAAGAAAGGACAUGCCUUUGUCAGUCCGGAGGGAGAGGCAGACUGCGGAGACACAAUGCCGUUUGUAAUGCUGACCAGAAGAGGCAACAAACAGCAGUUUAAAAUUCUGAAGGUACCAAUGUCUUCCACACUGGCUGCAAAUCAUUGGAACCAACAGCAAGUAGAGCAGGAGGAAAGGAUGCGGAUGAAAAAGCUCACAUUGGACAUUAAUGAGCGUCAAGAACAGGAGGACUAUCAGGAAAUGCUGCAAUCUUUGGCUCAGCGUCCAGCUCCAGCUAAUACUAACAGGGAGCGUCGGCCCCGGUACCAGCAUCCAAAAGGGGCACCAAAUGCAGAUCUUAUCUUCAAGACUGGUGGCAGAAGACGUUGAUUUGGUGACUAGCGCCAUUCCAUUGGGCCCUAUACCUGACAACAUGGCAAGUGGAGUCCUACAGAUUGCGUGAGAUCAGCAGCACAUCGCAGCAUGUUCAGAAAAGAGUUCAGGACAGUGCUGGGAGCCAGGAGGUGUAGAAACAGCAGCCUGAUGUGUCCAGGCUGGAAGCUUCUUCUCAACAGACACACACUCAGAGUGAGCACUACUUGUUGACAAGGCAUCACAGUGGCCUUACGCUGGAAGAGCAGCAGCGAGAUGGAAGACUUUACAUAGCAAGCAGUUCAGUUAUUAAUAGGAAGAGUUUCGUUUUAGUAAAGACAAAUUGCAAACGUUAAGAUUUGCAUGGUGGGAGAGUUGAACACAAACUUACAUUAUUUCCUCUGGCGGGUAGAAGACAAACUCUUCAGUGGCAGCUGACCCAACUCACAGAGGCAAUAAAGUGGAAAACCUUUUUCAAAAUGUGGGAAAAAGUAAUAAAAUUUAAAAAAAGCUUUGUUUACAGUAAAUUUUUCUUUAGUUUGCAUUUAGAAAUAAGUUAUAAUAGCAGGUAAAACAUUGUUGCAGAGCUUUAGCCUUCUUCAGGUUCAGUCAGGUUGUAUUGGCAUUUUUUUCUGCAGUAAAUGAAGUAGGAUACAUGGAUCUCCCGUUUCAGAUAGCAGCAGAAAGACAAAUCACCCCGAAGUGUGUUAUAUGCACAGCUGGCUUCAUAUGCCACAGGACGUGUGAAGAAAACCAGAAAUACAACAGACUGUAUAAACUGUGUGUGUAUAAACAUUGCGCGUGGAGUUGCACACCCUUAUUUCUCUUGAAUGGUGAAUAAAUGUUGUUCUGUUCCCCUUAGUUUAUUUAGCAUAUCUUUUUUUUCUUUCCUCUUCAGACUGUAAAUAUAUUGCAAAUAACACAGAGCACAUGUAUGUUCUUAUAUGUCUGUGUUUUUUUUGUUCUUUUUGCGUUUUUGUUUUGUUGUUUUUUUUUUUUUAAAUGGCUUUUUUGGGUAUUUGUGCAUGUUGGAGAUUUGAAAAGAAGGGGAGGGGAAAAAAACUGUAAAGGUGUAUUUCCAACAAUUAUGCUGCACGAUCUUCACCAGCUCAAGCAACCUUUUGCCAACGCUUUAAUAAAGUGUUGUACAUUGUA
Messenger RNA from Nanorana parkeri, 4963 nucleotides. RefSeq names its product UPF2 regulator of nonsense transcripts homolog (yeast) (gene UPF2). The transcript is spliced from 22 exons. Gene Ontology annotation, biological process: nuclear-transcribed mRNA catabolic process, nonsense-mediated decay. The record is from RefSeq and is a predicted model, not a curated record. Gene Ontology annotation, cellular component: exon-exon junction complex; cytoplasm. Gene Ontology annotation, molecular function: protein binding; RNA binding. Lineage: Eukaryota; Metazoa; Chordata; Amphibia; Anura; Dicroglossidae. Bases 65 to 3826 code for a protein of 1253 amino acids.